AUGUCAUUCGAUUUGACGAAUGCCCCAGCAGUGUUCAAGGAUCUGAUGAAUAAGAUGUUCAAGGAAUUCCUCGACACCUUUGUGAUUGUUUUUAUUGAUGACAUCUUGGUUUAUUCCAAGACAGAGGUCAAAUAUGAGGAGCAUUUGCGAAAAGUUUUGGAGAUGUUGAGGGCCAAUAAGUUGUAUGCUAAGUUUUCUAAAUGUGAGUUUUGGUUAAGACAGGUGUUCUUUCUAGGGCAUGUAGUAUCGAAGGAAGGAGUCUCUAUGGAUCCUGCAAAGAUUGAGGCAAUUACGAGUUGGGCUCGUCCAACCACAGUCAGUGAGAUGCGCAGUUUCCUGGGGUUAGCAGGCUACUAUAGACGAUUUGUAAAGGAAUUCUCUCACAUAGCCACCCCAUUGACUCAGUUGACCUGA
Benincasa hispida (wax gourd) is the source of this 414-nucleotide messenger RNA. The record is from RefSeq and is a predicted model, not a curated record. Lineage: Eukaryota; Viridiplantae; Streptophyta; Magnoliopsida; Cucurbitales; Cucurbitaceae.